AUGAUAAUAAUUGUUUCAUCUAUACAAUAUAAUCAACGAUGUACAUUUUCUUCGGGUACUUGUAAUUGGAAUAUAGGUCGACGAUGGCAAAUAAGAAAUCUUGAUGAUGAAACAAAUGAUAAAAUUGCUGUUGAUGGAAGUCAUAUAGAUAAAGAAAUGGGUUUUACAGAUAUCAUUACAUCAUCAUGGUUAUAUUUAACUUCAUCAUGUUCAUUCAAUAUUCGAUUAACAUUUCAAUUUAGUAUUGAAAAUGAACAAGAUCAAAUAGAAGUUUUUCUUAUUAAAAAAAAUGGAAUAGAAAUAUUAUCAUUAGGUCAAUGGAAAGCAUUAAAAUAUGAAAAUAGUAAUACAUCCGAUGAUAUUGAAUCAAUUUGGCAACAAGCAAAUAUUACAUUUAAAGCAACUGAAGAAUUUCGUAUUGAAAUUGAAAUUCGACAUUUACCAGAUAAGAAAAAUAUUUCAAUAACUUGGUUUGCUAUUGAUGAUAUUCUUAUUGAAAGUUGUCCAAAUAUUCGAACAACUACGACAUGUCCAAAUCAACAAACAAUUUUAACAACAUUAUCACGGUCAAUUCCAUCAUAUUUUAAUAUAAGUAAUUCAUCAUUAUUUCGUCGUUCAUUUUUUCGUUUUCGUUGGAAAUUUAAUGAUUCAUCAAGUGUUUCAUCAUCAGAAGAAUCACCAUCACCACCUCGUUUAACACUUCUUACAUUUAUAGUUUAUAUUUUAUGUGCAUUAGUUGGAUUAUCAUUAUUAAUUAUACUACUUGCUAUUAUUAUAUUUACAUAUCGUAAAUAUUGUCUACCAUCAAGAAGAUCAUUAACACCAAUAAUUGAUCAUCGAUAUCGUUCAAGUCGAAAGAAGAAACAUAAUCAUAUGGAUUUACAACAUAAUAGUUAUAUUGAUCAAGAUGCUCGAACAGAAAAAACUAUGAUAACAACUAUUCGGCAAUGUUAUUAA
Molecule: messenger RNA, 957 nt
Organism: Rotaria sordida
Lineage: Eukaryota; Metazoa; Rotifera; Eurotatoria; Philodinida; Philodinidae
Source: the annotation of a GenBank genome assembly